Molecule: messenger RNA, 1326 nt
Organism: Phyllotreta striolata
Lineage: Eukaryota; Metazoa; Arthropoda; Insecta; Coleoptera; Chrysomelidae
Source: the annotation of a GenBank genome assembly
AUGGUUUCCACUAGAGGAGUGAAACUGAAAUUCGUCGAAGGCGAGAGAGUGCUCUGUUACGAACCGGAUCCUACGAAAGCAAAAGUUCUAUACGAUUCAAAAGUAUUGGAUAUUGUCGUCAACAAAGAUCCCCGAGGAAAAAAGACGAUUGAAUAUUUAAUUCACUUCCAGGGCUGGAAUUCCUCUUGGGACAGAUGCGUUAGCGAAGAAUACGUACUGAAAGACACUGCGGAAAAUCGACAACUGCAAAAAGACUUGGCCGAAAAGGCGCAGCUUCAAUUGGGAGCCUACUUGUACAGAAAGGAGAGGAAGAAGAACAGAAAACCGGGCGAACGGGCAUCGGCUUCAGAAGAUGGUAGUUCCAGUAGCCCAGGAAGGAUGGAUACUGACGACGGACAGGACAUAACCACUACCUCUGAAGAUGAUUCAUCUACAGAAGACGAAACGAUUUAUAUAGAACUUACAGCGGAGUUGAGAGAAGUAUUAGAGAAUGAUUAUAACAUGAUUAAAGAGAAGCAAAAGCUCAGUAAAUUACCAGCUGAUCCAAACAUAGUCACAAUUUUAGAAUCUUAUUACCGGCAUUAUGCUAAUAAUCAAAUCUGCGGGCUCAUGGAGAAAACAACUGUAAGAUAUAGAACAGCCCUUAAUCAAACUCAAGGUAAACCCAAACCUGAAGAUGUUCAUCGAAAUCUAACAAUUUGUAGAGAAGUAUUAGAUGGUUUGAGAGUGUACUUCGAUUUUACCCUCAACGAUUUAUUGUUAUACAAGGAAGAAGUUGGUCAAAUUGCUACGAAGCAAGCAACUUUCGAACCUUAUUCAGGCGAAGUAAAAAACGAAUCUAAACGUGGAAAUGAUGCAAAUAAUUCUAAUAACAUGAAUAAUGGUAACUAUUUGAACCAGAACGGAGACGAUGGUGGAAAAAUCAACGCCCGACGACGAACUUUGCGAUCAAACCGAAGCGAUUCCCAAGCGAAUGGCAACAUGUCGCCCAGAGAAAACAACACGAACAACAACAACAACAACGUUCCAAAACCAGCUUUAAGCGUUGCGAGCAGCAAUUCAGACGUAACCGCUCCACUAUCGAAGACCCUAUCCUGGAAAAUGUUACCGGAUCACGUUUAUCACCAACAACCCCCUCCUCCCUGCCUAAUAUACGGCGCUACGCAUUUAUUGAGGCUCUUUGUUAAACUACCCGAGUUGUUACUGACCACCACGAUUCCUGAAGAAAAAUUAAAAGUUCUGCUCAAACACUUCGACAUAUUGAUCGAUUUUCUUAAUAAUCACAAGGAGUGGUUCGGAGAACAGCAUUACAUCGAUGCGUUUUGA